AUGUUUAAUCUCAUACCUACAAUGACCCGUUCACUUAAAUCAAAAACACCUUUGCAUUCUUCCUACGAUAGACUCGGACUAGUGCUAAACCAUUUAGGCGCUUCGAGAUCACACACCAGAUCAUAUACCUCUGUAUCCAUAGGUGCCAAAUUCUCAACAAAAUAUAAGAACUAUGCUCUCAAUGAAUCCAACAAGGUGAUUUCAUACUUCCAUGACAUACCUCUAAAUUUGGACGUUGAGAAUGGUACGGCGACGAUGGUCGUAGAAGUUCCGAGAUGGUCCAAUGCCAAAUUCGAGAUUGACACCAAGGCGACAGGAAAUCCUAUUGUUCAAGAUGUCAAAAAAGGUCAAGUACGCUUUGUCAGGAAUCUCUUCCCUUAUAACGGGUACAUUCACAAUUAUGGCGCCCUUCCACAAACUUGGGAGGAUCCAACCCAGAAAAGUGGCAGUGAGGACCUAUACGGUGACGGCGAUCCCUUGGACGUAUGUGAAAUUGGGUCAGCAAUCCUUAAAACUGGCCAAGUUACUACUGUGAAGAUUCUAGGAUCGCUUGCUUUAGUGGACGAUGGAGAGUUAGAUUGGAAAAUAAUCGUCAUUAACACUCAAGAUCCACUUGCAAAGAAUUUAUCAGACAUAGAAGAUGUGAGUGUCCAUUGCCCUGGUCUUUUGGAUGCAACACGUCAAUGGUUUCGUGACUAUAAGCUUGCUGAUGGCAAGGCCAAGAAUGUUUUUGCAUUAGGUGGACAAUACAGAAACCAAAAAGAAACAAUUGAAACAAUUUUUGAAUGCCGCGCAGCUUGGGAUAAGUUAGUCACUGGAAAGAGCGAGGCUUCUGGUUUCGCAAUAGACAACAUCACUUUGAAAGGCACCCCAAAAAACGUUGAGUCGUUUUCAUUCAAUGAAGAGGUUUUGGCGAGCAAGCCAGAAGCAGAUACUGAAAUUCCGGCAGAUAUAUUUCGGAGUUUCUACUUCUGA
Messenger RNA from Australozyma saopauloensis, 975 nucleotides. RefSeq names its product inorganic diphosphatase. The record is from RefSeq and is a predicted model, not a curated record. Gene Ontology annotation, cellular component: nucleus; cytoplasm. The transcript has a single exon. Gene Ontology annotation, biological process: phosphate-containing compound metabolic process. Bases 1 to 975 code for a protein of 324 amino acids. Gene Ontology annotation, molecular function: inorganic diphosphate phosphatase activity; magnesium ion binding. NCBI's taxonomy places the organism in Eukaryota, Fungi, Ascomycota, Pichiomycetes, Serinales, Metschnikowiaceae.